AUGAAAAAAUAAGAAUAAUCUAAGACUCUUUCUAGUCGUAAACCUUAAGAUAAUGCAAAGUCAGUCAAGAAGCAAGAGAAACUCACUAAAAUAUAAGAAGCCUUUAAUUUCAAUAAAGCAUCAAAAUAUAUUUUUUAAUCUGGAUUUUAAGAGGGAUAUUAAGAUAGGAUUGAUUUUAAGGACUCUGAAAUUGCUGAGUUGAGAAAAUAUUUUUCAUCAUUAGAUGGAGAUGGAUCAGGUGCUAUUGGAAUAGAGGAAUUAGAAGACCCACUCAUAGCUUUAGGCUUAGUUAAUUCAAGGGAGGAAGUCGAAAAAAUUAUGAGUGAAGUGGAUGAAGAUGGAACUAAUGAAAUUGAGUUUAAGGAGUUUCUAACAAUAAUGAGAGGAGUUUAGAAAGGUGGAAAUCUGGAUUAAGGAGAAAAAAAUCCAAUUUAUGAUUUUUUCAAAAAAAUGAGCAAUGGUCAAUUAGAAAAAGGAAUGGAUAAACACAUUCCAUUUAAGUUAAAUGUAAGUUUAUUUAGAAGAAAACAAAUAUUAAAUGCAAUAACUGGGGAUUAAAAAGAGUUAAAAGAUAAAGGAUAAAAGAUAUUAUAAGCCUAUAAGAGAUAGUUACUGAAUUAUAAAUAACAAGACAGAAUUAAUAGAGGAGAAGAUCCUAAUGAUAUAUCACUAGACUAGUUUCCAAAUAAAGAUAACGGUCCUAAUCCAAGAAAUGGAUUUCCAAAACUAUAAAGAGUCAUAUAGCCGGAAUAAACUAUUGGAAAUAAUCAUAAACACUAUGAUAAAUGAGCACAAUUCUGUUAAAUCAUCAAUUUAGUA
This is a messenger RNA of Paramecium tetraurelia, 819 nucleotides long. RefSeq lists its product as uncharacterized. NCBI's taxonomy places the organism in Eukaryota, Ciliophora, Oligohymenophorea, Peniculida, Parameciidae. The record is from RefSeq and is a predicted model, not a curated record. The transcript has 6 exons. Gene Ontology annotation, molecular function: calcium ion binding.